GAAGUUAUGAAAAUAUGCUAAAAGAAAUAUUUUUUCUCAUGAACUCUGUUUUUAAUGAAUCAUCUUUAUUUUGUCUACCAUCAAAUUACAUACACUAAACAUAAAGAUAAUAAGCUAUUGUAUAAAAUCAUGAAAAUCCAGAGUCUAAAUAUAAUAUUUUAUUAUGGCAUCAGACGUUAUAAAUCAUAAAUUAUAUUCCAGGUGAUGUUACACAGUCCUGUAGAAACUCCAAAAAUAUCAUCAUUUGGUAGUUUAGUAUCUCCAGGAAGAGAAACAUCAGUAGAAAUCCACCCUACCGUAGGGAUGGCUACACCAACAUUAGCUGAGAUAGAAAAAGAAAAACGUCAAUGUGUGUAUUCAGCAGAAAAACAAUUGAGAUUCUAUAAAACUUAUACUCAACGGAACUGCAUACUAGAAUGUGAAGCUAAUUUUACAUUAACGUUUUGUCAAUGCGUCAUGUAUUAUAUGCCAAGUACGAUACUAUUAAAUUUAUUAUUUCGUUAACAUUCUUUGUACAGUGCUGGGUCUAGGUAUUUAAAAUUAAUAACAUUUUACAGACGACUAUAACUUCUACUCAGUGUUGAGUAAAUUACUUUUAAAAAGUAAUAAAAUUACGUUCUCGUAACAUAAAAUAUUUUUAUUUUAAUUACAUUCAAAUUACC
Molecule: messenger RNA, 662 nt
Organism: Acyrthosiphon pisum (pea aphid)
Lineage: Eukaryota; Metazoa; Arthropoda; Insecta; Hemiptera; Aphididae
Product: pickpocket protein 28-like
Exons: 1
Coding region: 205-504 (99 amino acids)
Biological process (GO): sodium ion transmembrane transport
Cellular component (GO): plasma membrane
Molecular function (GO): ligand-gated sodium channel activity
Source: RefSeq, a predicted model, not a curated record